This is a messenger RNA of Colletes gigas, 782 nucleotides long. RefSeq names its product protein lethal(2)essential for life-like. Gene Ontology annotation, molecular function: protein folding chaperone. Gene Ontology annotation, biological process: protein refolding; response to heat. Lineage: Eukaryota; Metazoa; Arthropoda; Insecta; Hymenoptera; Colletidae. The transcript has 2 exons. The record is from RefSeq and is a predicted model, not a curated record. Bases 110 to 682 code for a protein of 190 amino acids.
AGUCCCAUCAGUAUAGAACAGACAAGCGAGGAGUUUGCAUCGUCGGCGUGCUAUUAGCAAAGUUAACAAAUAUUCUCGAACUUGUAUUAACGUAAACGAAAGCUAAAAAAUGAGGUCACGAAUGACAGUGAUUCCAAAAUUAUUUUCUCACUGGUGGGAAACAUUAGAGCGACCACACCGGUUGAUCGAUCAGCAUUUCGGUAGAUCGCUACGACCGGAACAAUUUUUUUCCUCAGUUUUUGACAGACCAUUACUCAGAAGAUUUCCGCUCAGUUAUUACCAACCAUGGAUGGAAGAAUACAUGAAAGAAGAUGAAUGUGGUAUGUCCGUAGUGAAAAACAACAAAGAUAAAUUUCACAUAGCACUUGAUGUGAAACAGUUUAAACCUGAGGAAAUAAACGUAAAAGUCGUUGACGAUUACAUUGUCGUCGAGGGAAAACAUGAAGAAAAGGAAGAUGACCAUGGAAUCAUCUCGAGACAUUUUGUCAGAAAAUAUUUGAUACCCGAACAAUGCGACCCUGAAAAAACGACGAGUAUUCUGACACCAGACGGCGUUUUAACAGUGACCGCACCAAGGAGACCAGAAUCGAUCGAAAACAAAAAAGAAAGAGUGAUUCAAAUUGAACAUGUGGAAAACCAAGAGGCAGAAGGCGAACCUGCCAAAAUAAAACAGAGGCAAUAGAAAGAUCCUCUGUAUUUCUUAAAAUAUUUAGUAUUUUCAUCGUUUUCAUAUCGUUCAUUCUCUCAUAGAAUACAUACAUAUGCAUGUAAAUAUUUAUACU